AUGCAAAAUGUCAGGAAAAGGACAACACUACGCCAACGCACUCACAAACCGUAUCGGAUGGCGGAAGAUGUGUCAGCGGAGUGCCUGUUCGAGAGACUCCGCGCGUUUCAGCUGCGCGCGCCCGACGCCACGGAGGCGGCUCGCAGUAUCACUGCACGUAUCAACUCACGGCUCACCUCGCACGACAAACAUGUUCGGCAAACGACACUGGACAAACUAUGGAAUAAACAGUCGUGUUCCAUACAAACUCUCAUUUCGAUUUUAGAAAAUACCAGAGAUACAGCCACAUCUACUUAUAUUACAUCGAUAUUAAGAGAAACAUUAUGUUUGAAACAGGGAAAGGGAAAGAAAAAUGCAGUUGCAAUAGAAAUACAAGGACUAAAGAAGCAAGAAAUCAAAAAGAACGGAAAAGAAAAUAAAUCACCAAUUGUAAAAAGGGUAAAUAAUACCGCCAGACAACAAUGUUCGCAAAAUUUCAUUGCCAUCAAUGGAACUCAAGUAAUGCUCCGAACGUUGGUCACCACUCAUGCCAAACGUGACAGCAACGUAGGCACCGAGCUGAUGCUUCAGGAUCUCGUAUGGAUUAUUGCCGCGCUAGCACCUAAAGAUCCCAAGUUCGCUAUAAAAGUCAAAAUGGUUGGAUGUGUGAGGACAAUGCAUCUUAUAUUCAAAGGGCAUUACACUGACAGCAAACUGAUUUUUCCACUCCUCGUAAUUUUAAAACAACUUGCAAAAAACGUGGUAACAACGUCUAUCCUGAUCCGGGACGGUAUUACUGCUACGUAUGAGCGAGUGCUGGUGAGCCUCGGCUACAUCCCCACCGCGAGGCUUCGACUUUGUCUCGACGCCAUCGACUACUUCAGCAAAAACAAAGUUUGCUGCAUGCACAUUGUCAAGACAGGCCUAUGUGCAGUCCUCCUCAGGGUAUUCGACCGUUGGGACCGCUAUGAGGGACGUAUGCGGCUCAAGAUAUGCGCACACAUUUUGCAAACACUCCAACACCUUUGCAAUAUUAGAACUGGUCGUCGAGCGCUGUGUACGAAAAAGCACGUACAAAUACUCCACCGAUUCUGUUCACAAUGUCCUGACGAAGCGGAAUUCGAUGGUCUUCUAGCACGAGUAUGUUCUGUAAUCACACUUUGUCUGAAACGUCAAGCUUUACCCGUUCCUGCUUCAAGCCCCGCCACUUUCAACUUAAACCCUAUAAUAAAAGGAACAAACACUUCAUGGCCAUGCCACGAGGAUGAAGAAGAUGCAGCAAACUCUGAUGCAAAGACAAUUAAUUCCGAUUUUGAUGACGAUCAGACUAAUUCGGAUAUAGAUGGAAUGGAUGAUUUUCCAGACAUCGAUGUCGAUGAAAAAGAAAAAAAUAAUGAGACAGAAAAAAGGCACAUUAAAAGCGGUGAAAGUAUACAAAACGCGCUUUGGAUUAAUCCUAAUGAGAGAGAUAUAGAAGACUUAAAAAGAUACGCCAUUUAUUUUAAGGAAUUCGGAUCUUACAAUAAACAAAUGAAACUAGUUAAGAGUCGCUCUAGCUCAAAAGGAUUUAUACUUGAAGACUACUUGAAUCAAUCUAGUAAUAGUAAAAAUAUACCUACAUCUCUAAGUAACUCUCUUUGUGCACUUUUGACUAAUACAGAAUAUGAACUUAUUUCGGAAUCAACAUAUGCAACGUCCGUAUUUCAUAGCUGCAAUAGAAUUUAUGAAAGUGCAUCUAUAACGUCUUGCUCGUAUUUGAAAAUUCAUAAAGACAUACCAAAGUACAGCUCAUUCCAAUCAGUAUACUGUACGAUCGCAUCAAAAGUACGAAGCGUGAUACCAUUUGUCAAAGUGGCCUAUCCUGAUUUAAUGGGCGGAAAAAGCGUAAAUCAUCCAGAACCAUUGAAUAAAAUGGAAAGAACAGCUUGUCGGAGCAAAUUACUAUCGUGUGUGGAUAAAGCAAUUAAUCCAGAAGCAUAUUUAAACGAAGUUGUGUAUGAUUUAGAUCAAUUAUGUAACAGUAUGGCUUCAGAUAAUUCGUCACAAAAAAGCACGGAUAAUCUUCUGUUGACAAACACAGAUGAGCAAGACAUUUCAAAAAUUAACACAUUUCCAUCGCGUUUGAACUUUGAGUCGAGGUUUGAAUCCGGAAAUCUCAGAAAAGCAAUUCAGGUAGGUCCAAGAGAAUACGAGCUGAUUCUAAUGCCAGAUGUGAAUUCGUCUAAAAGACAUCAAUGGUUUUAUUUCGAAGUACGCGACAUGCAGCAGGGACGUCCCUAUGUAUUUAAUAUUGUAAAUUGUGAGAAAUCAGACAGUCAAUUCAAUUUCGGUAUGAAGCCAGUUUUAUAUUCUGUGAAAGAAGCUAUUCUGGGAAAACCAGGGUGGGUGAGAGCUGGCACGGAAAUUUGCUACUACCGCAACAGCUACCAUUACGCGAACCAGAAGAACCACAACAAGUGCUAUCUCACAGUCACCUUCAACAUCGAGUUCCCUCAUGCGAACGACGUGUGCUACGUCGCUUACCACUACCCCUUCACAUAUUCUAUGCUUAUGACCCGCGUUUUCCAGUUGAGUUCGCACCUGCCUCCGGGAACAUACCUACGAGCUGAAAACCUUUGUUACUCUUUGAAUAACAACGAAGUGCCUUUACUGACUAUAACCGCUGAAGACAAUCCUUCUAACCCAAUUGUGGAUCGAGACACAAUAUUUCUAACGGCGCGUGUGCACCCUGGAGAAAGCAACGCGUCGUGGGUAAUGGACGGCACGCUGGGCUGCUUGCUGAACGACUCCGACUCUGCGGCCGCUCUUCGCGCCAAAUACGUCUUCAAAAUCGUGCCAAUGCUUAACGUUGAAGGUGUAAUCAACGGCUGGUGA
This is a messenger RNA of Parnassius apollo (apollo), 2853 nucleotides long. Lineage: Eukaryota; Metazoa; Arthropoda; Insecta; Lepidoptera; Papilionidae. The record is from the annotation of a GenBank genome assembly.